Messenger RNA from Alexandromys fortis (reed vole), 1899 nucleotides. RefSeq names its product CD209 antigen-like protein A. The transcript has 7 exons. The record is from RefSeq and is a predicted model, not a curated record. Lineage: Eukaryota; Metazoa; Chordata; Mammalia; Rodentia; Cricetidae. The coding region runs from base 61 to 780 and encodes 239 amino acids.
AGACUACAUUCAGGGAGGUGGUGAAUAAAAGCUGCUGUCCCCACCAGCUUCUCCGCUGAGAUGAGUGGUUCCAAGGAAAUGGGGAAGAAGCAGCUCGGCCCUCUCGAUGAGGAACAGCUGGUAACCGGCCCCACCAGGUACUCCAUCAAAGGCUUUGGCUUCCAACCAAAUUCUGGAUUCAGUAGCUUCGCAGGGCACCUGGGCCUCAACCACGUCCCCUUGGCACUGCAGGCUUUCUUCCUCAUUGUCUUCUCUGUGCUGCUGCUCGUCAUCCUUGUGAAAGUCUUCAAGAUCCCCAGUUCUCAGGGACAGGAGCAGUCCAGCCAGGAGGUCUACCGGGAACUAAUCCAGCUGAAGGCUGGGGUAGAUCGCCUGUGCCGCCCCUGUCCCUGGGACUGGACACCCUUUCAAGGAAGCUGCUACUUUUUCUCUGUGAGCCAGAGGACCUGGAAUGAUUCUGCCACUGCCUGCCAGAAUGUGGGGGCUCAACUUGUGGUCAUCAAGAGUGAUGAAGAGCAGAACUUUCUACAACAGGCUUCUAAGAAAAGAGGCUACACUUGGAUGGGGCUCAUUGACAUAAAUAAUGAAGCUACAUGGCACUGGGUGGAUGGCUCACCUCUGACACUCAGUUUCAUGAAGUAUUGGAAUAAAGGAGAGCCCAACAACCUAGGGGAAGAAGACUGUGCGGAGUUCAGAGACGAUGGCUGGAACGACACCAAAUGUUACAACAAGAAAUUCUGGAUCUGCAAAAAACCCAAAGCUUCCUGCCCUAGCAAGUGAUAGCCAACCUCUCUCCACCACCGCCAAAGUCCAAACACCCAAAGCCAAGCCAGUUUGUGAUACGUAUCUGUGGCCACUGCUGCCUAGACAAGAUCUCUGGGAGUUUUCCCUGGCAGGUAGCUUGUCUCCUGCUGGACCCCUUCUGUAUAAUCCUCAGGUGUCUGCAGGUUCUCUUGGGGUUGGCAGCUGUGGCUCUGGUUCACCUUUGCCUUCUAACGGGGUGACCAGGUAUAAUAUGGAUCCAGGUCCUCAGAUGGGUUCCUUUUAUCUCCUCUCCCUUCCUUUCUGAGUUCAGAGCGUGUGCUGCCAUGGGCAAUGGAUGACACGUGGCUUCAGAACAUCACUGAGUUCUUUCCUCCCACCUGCAUGCCUUUCUACGGAUGCCUUUCCUGAUUUCAGGAACUCAGUCUGUGGGCUAGAAGUACAAGAGAACCAAUUCCUCAUUCAUUAGUCACGAUCAGGAAUUAUUGUGUUAAUGUCCUGGCUCUCUCUUCACCCCUUAGGGUACAUGGUGAGCCUCAGUGUUUUAGACCCUAAGAUUGAGCUCCCAAAUAUUUGGAGGAUUAUAAUUUUUAUUUAAUCUGCUUAUCGUACAUUCUGGUUAUUGUCACCCUCUACCCAUCCUGAAUCCCUCUCUUUUUUCCCCCAUUUAUGACUUUUUGCGUGGUUUUGUGACCCACUGAAGUUAACAAGGGCUAUGAGUUCGAAACUGUCCAGUGGAGUCUAGAAGGCUCAUCAACAACUGAAGACAAUGACUGCCCCUCCCCCAAAGUCCGUCAGUAGCCAACAACUUAGCAGGGAGAGAUGGGGCCCUGUGAGCUCUUACCUGAUCUAUAACUGAAUGUCGAGAGGCCCGAUUUUGUGGAGCCUUGGCCACUGUGAAAUCAUAUUUGUACUAAAAAAAAAAAAGAACAGGGUGCUGGAGAGAUGGCUCAGUGGUUAAGAGUAUUGCCUGCUCAUCCAAAGGUCCUGAGUUCAAUUCCCAGCAACCACAUGGUAGCUCACAACCAUCUGUAAUGAGAUCUGGUGCCCUCUUUUGGCCUGCAAGCAUAAAUGUAGGCAGAAUACUGUAUACACAAUAAAUAAAUAAACCUUUAAAAAAAAAAGAACAGAAUUUUG